This is a messenger RNA of Angiostrongylus costaricensis, 1050 nucleotides long. NCBI's taxonomy places the organism in Eukaryota, Metazoa, Nematoda, Chromadorea, Rhabditida, Metastrongylidae. The record is from the annotation of a GenBank genome assembly.
UUGCCUGAAGCGGACACGAUUCGAAGGAUAUUGGAAGAACAACGAAGAGGACGCAACCAUUUCAUUCCCGAGCUGCCAACACCUCGUGAAGAAACUAAGCUAGAGGUUCAUGAAGGAGAGAAGGAUAAUUUUUCUGGGUCAGAUAGAACCAUUACUACCGAUGACGAAUCUGUUAUGAAAAGUGACGACGACAUUGAGGUAAUCGAAGUCUCAUUGGUUUGGAGAUUUAAUGGAGGUGAAUCGACGGGCAUUGAAAGGUAUAUUACGCCCUUUCGAUCCGCUGGCGCUAUUGUUAGACGCUGCUCUAGAGGGAGAAUUGGAUCUUGUGAAAUCCAGUGCCUUUUGUUGCUUAUUAUCGUAAACCAUAAACAAUUAUUGGAAAUUUUUUGGAAAUUUGUGAGUUCAAUGUUCUCAAUUAAUUUUAAGUUGUCGGAUGUUUCUGCUGCUAACGAUGAAGGCAUCACAGCUCUUCACAACGCCAUCUGCGCAGGUCAUUAUGAGAUCGUCAAAUUCCUCAUCGAAGCAGAUGCUGAUGUUAAUGCUCAAGAUUCGGAUGGUUGGACACCUUUGCAUUGUGCAGCGAGUUGCAAUAACCUUCCCAUGGUACGUCAGUUGGUGGAAGGUGGCGCGUGCGUAUUGGCGUCGACAUUAUCUGAUAUGGAGACUCCAGUUGAGAAAUGUGAGGAAGAUGAAGAGGGUUAUGAUGGUUGUCUACGUUAUCUAACCACUGCUCAUAAUUCUACUGGGACAAUAAAUAAUGGGAUGGUAUACGCUGCCUAUGACUAUGAUGCUCAGUUUGAGGAUGAACUGUCUUUUAAAGCCGGUGACCAAUUACGAGUUGUUAGUAAGGAUGACAAAGAAAAGAACUGGUGGACUUGCGAGCGCGUUGGUCAUAAUGGAGAGAUGGGGUUGGUACCACGAACGUAUGUCGCACUCUAUCCUGCUCUUCGGCACAGAAAACGGUUGGUUGAGUUUUCGUUGUGGAGUCUUUUUUGUAGCUUCUUUAUAGGUUUCCAAGAAGGGAACAAACUUUUCGGAGACGUGCCAUGA